ACAAGUGCACUAUAGCACCUGAACAUAAGACAACUCAAGAGGAAGCCUGAGAAUUAAAAUAUGGCCUUUGAAGGUCUUUAUCUUCUGUCUCUUCUGUUCCUGACACAUGGAAGCACAUACGUUCAAGGGAGCUGUGGAAGUGCUGAGUUCCAGUGCACCAGUGGACAGUGUAUAGACAUAGCGUGGAGGUGUGAUGGAACUAAAGACUGCACAGAUGACUCGGAUGAACUAAACUGUCCAACUCCAACAUGCACCUCACAAGAAUUCAAGUGUGUGACAAGUGGCGAAUGCAUUUCAUUGGGGUUUGUCUGCGACGGUGAGAAAGAUUGCGUUGAUGGCUCGGAUGAAGAAAGAGCCUGUGGUGGACGGACGUGCAGCCCAGACCAGUUCACGUGCCACGAGGGUCAGUGCAUCCCCAGCAAAUACAGAUGUGACAGAGUGAAGGACUGUGUGGACAACUCUGAUGAGAACAACUGCAACUAUCCUCCGUGCACUCAGAAGACAUGCGCUAACGGCGCCUGUUAUAACAACUCCCAGCACUGCAACGGGCUACAGGACUGCAGAGACGGCUCUGAUGAAUUCAACUGCACGACUCAGCAUUGUCCCAUCCACCAAUAUCAGUGUGCGAACGGCUACUGCAUCCCAACAUCCUUUGUGUGUGACCACUGGGACGACUGUGGCGACAACAGCGAUGAACAAGGCUGUGUGUACCAGAGCUGCAGCGGUAGUGAGUUCACGUGCACCAGUGGCCGCUGUAUCCCUCAGCGCUGGGUGUGCGACAAGUUCAACGACUGUGGAGACUUCAGUGAUGAGAAAGGAUGCGAUAGUAACUCUCGAGACUGUUAUCCUGGUGAGUGGGGGUGUCCAAGCUCAACAGCGUGUAUACCAGUGACCAAAGUGUGUGACGGCAGCCCCGACUGUCCUGGAGGAACAGAUGAGACCAACUCCACCGCACAGCAAACCUGCAGCCUGGAUCGCUGCUCCACCUUGAGCUGUGAGUUCCACUGUCACCCAUCGCCUCAAGGAGGUUCCUGCUACUGCCCUGAUGGCUUCACUGUAGCCAAUGACAGUCGCUCCUGUGUAGACUAUAAUGACUGUCAGAUCUGGGGGAUCUGUGACCAGAUGUGUGAAGAUCGACCUGGGACACACCACUGCAGCUGUGCUGAUGGAUACUUCUUGCAGCAGGGCCACUUGUGCAAAGCCAACGUGUCAGCUGGAUUGCCACAACUCAUUUUUACAAAUGGUGGUGAUGUGGAAAUGGCCGACAUACACGGGCGAUUUGUCAGAGUAUUGGUGCCAUCCCAGGGCAAAGGUUACGCGGUCGGUGUCGCCUACCACUCGCACAGUAACCUCGUCUUCUGGAGUGACACGUACACCAAAAUGGUAUAUUCAGCGGACUAUAAUGGGGGCAACAUUAAGGAGAUUCUGACUGCUGCAGUCCACAAUGUCCAGAACCUGGCUGUGGACUGGAUCAACUUCAAACUGUAUGUCUUAGAGGCCAUGGUGGAGCGUAUCGACAUGUGUGACUUCGAUGGAGGGAACCGGGUCACGCUGGUGGCCGAAAACCUGGAGACACCUCAUGGUCUUGCCCUGGACCCAACAGUUGGCUACAUGUUCUUCACAGACAAGGGCUUCUCCAGUGAGCAGAUGAAGCUUGAACGCGCCUUCAUGGACGGCAGCAAUCGCCUCGAGCUGGUGAAGAAGGGACUCGGCACUCCGACAGGAAUCACCGUUGAUAUUGUCACGCAGAGGGUUUACUGGUCUGACAGCCACUUUGACACCGUGGAGACCGUCACCUACAACGGUUUGGAAAGGAAAAUGGUCCUCAAUGGCGCCACCCAGUCCCCACAUCCUUUUGGAAUCGCCGUGUUUGAGAACCACGUGUUCUUCACUGACUGGACCAAGAUGGGAGUCAUCAGAGCCAACAGGUUCAACGGCAGCAGCCCAGCACUCCUCUACAGAACCACAAAGCAACCGGGUCACGUGGUCAUCUCUCAUCCUGUCCUUCAACCUAUUGUGUUGAACCCCUGCGGGAGACACAAUGGCGGCUGCCAGCACAUUUGUGUCUUGAGUCACCGCACUGACAACGACGGCCUGGGCUUCCGCUGCAAGUGUCGCCACGGUUACGACCUGCAGAGUGACCGCCGCACCUGCUUUAAGGUGAAGAGCUACUUGUUGCUGGCCACCACUCUCGCCGUGCGGGGGAUCCCGCUGAACGUGUCCCUGCAGGAAGACAUCACUCUGCCCCUCACAGGCCUCGCGACCUCCUUCUCUGGCUCCGCUGUGGAGUUCGACGGCAACGAGGAGGCCAUUUUCUACAAUGACAGAUCGAGAGGCCUCGUCUAUAAGUCAAACCUGAAUGGCACUGUCCAACAGAUUGUGACGGGCUACAGAGUGGGAACAAUCGAUGCCAUGGCUUACGACUGGACGUCCAAAGUCUUGUUUUGGACCACAAGCACAUACAAGGUGGUGGCGGCCUUUAGAGUCACGGACAAAUCCAGACGAGACAUUGUGACUGGACUGAGAAAUCCAAAAGGAAUUGCAGUGCAUCCGAGUGCCGGCUACUUGUUCUGGUCGGACUGGUACCGUCCAGCAGUCAUCAUGAGAGGCUUCACUGAUGGGAGCAAUGCUGUUCCUCUGGUCAACACAACACUGGGGUGGCCAUAUGGGCUCUGUGUGGACUACAUGUUGGACAGAUUGUACUGGGUGGAUUCUCUCUUGCACCAGAUUGGCCACAUUAGCAUUCAAGGCCAUGGCAGAGAGACGUUCACUAACAUCGGCCAGAUCACGCAGCCGUAUUCCUUGACGAUAUAUUCAGACUACCUGUAUGUGUCUGACACACGGACCAGAGCAAUAUUCGAGAUGAGGAAGAGGGAUGGUGGAGGAAACAUUAGAGUCAGACAAGGAGUGAAUGGAAUCAUGAACAUCAAGGCCUACACGGCUGAUCUUCACAGCACAUUUACCAGCCGAUGCAACACGGUGCCCAACGGGCGCUGCAGCCACUUCUGCUUCCCAACUCCCGCCUACAGUCGAGUGUGUGGUUGUCCAUACGGCAUGAAGCUCCAGGACAACCAGAGGGACUGCGUCAAGGACGAUUCAGUCGUCCCACCUGACAGCAUCUGUGGCAACAACGCCUUUGAGUGUGACGAAGGACGGUGCCAGCCCAACUCUUACCGCUGCGAUGGCAUUGCUGACUGUGUGGAUAAGACGGAUGAGGCCAACUGCACAGAUACAGGAACAACCUGUUCUCCGUAUGCGUUCACCUGCAAUAAUAAGCACUGCAUCAUGCCCAGCUGGCGCUGUGACGGCAUGGACGACUGUGGCGAUGGAUCUGAUGAAGCGGACUGUCCCACCCGCGUGCCCACCACCUGUUCGGCCAGCUCCUUCACCUGCGACAACAACAGGUGUAUUUCCAAGCAGUGGCUGUGCGACGGUUACAAUGACUGUGGCGAUGGCUCCGACGAACACAACUGCAAUGCAACCGUCACUACUUGCCCGCCUUCCUACUUCCUGUGUCCUAACCAAGGCUGUAUCUACAUCUCCUACAUCUGUGAUGGAGACCAGGACUGCCUGGAUGGAUCUGAUGAGAAAGACUGUGAGUUUUCCUGUGCCUCCUCUGAGUUUGCCUGUGCCAGCGGGGACCAGUGCGUCAGUUCGGGAUAUCGGUGCGAUGGAGUCUUUGACUGCAGGGACCAUUCUGAUGAACAAGACUGUCCCACUCGAGGUCCAGGCCUCUGCCACAAUGAUGAAUUCCAAUGCCAGACCGAUGGUUUCUGCGUCCCGCAUACAUGGGAGUGCGACGGCCAUCCAGACUGUGAGGACGGAUCUGACGAGCACAACUCCUGCCCUCCCGUCACCUGCGGACCCAACUACUUCCAGUGUGCCAACAAAAUAUGCGUCCCGACAAGUUGGCUGUGUGAUGGUGACAAUGACUGCCGGGACAUGAGUGAUGAACAGAACUGCCCCACGCCCCCAUUUAGUUGUCCGUCUGGACAGUGGCUGUGUCCCACUGACCAGGUGUGCAUCAACCUGGACAAGGUGUGCAACGGUCAGAGGGACUGCCCCAACGGAGCAGAUGAGUCACCUAUCUGCAAUCAAGAUGAUUGCGCACUGAACAACGGGGGCUGCAGUCACGACUGUAUCCAAGGACCUUUUGGGGCCCAGUGCACCUGUCCACCAGGGUUUCAUCUCAAUGACACCAAGAACUGCGAGGACAUCGACGAGUGUCUGAUCCCGGGGUUCUGCAGCCAGCAGUGUUACAACGAGAGAGGAAGCUUCAGGUGCUACUGCUCACACGGCUACCUCCUGGAGCCUGAUGGACGCACCUGCAAGGCUACAGAUCAACUUUCUGCUGUACUUCUGGUCACAAAGCGUAGCCAGAUAAUUGCCAACCAUAUCAACAUGAAGCCACCACAGAUGAAUCCCGUGAUCAGCGGCUCCAGCAUCGUGACUGUCGACUUUGACAGCGUGACGUCCAAAAUCUACUGGGCAGACGCCUCACAGAAGAAGAUAUGGAGCUCCAACAAGAAUGGCACCGACAGACGUGAAGUGUUCUCCAGUGGUCUGAUGGUUCCAGAGAGUGUAGCCGUGGACUGGGUGGGUCGUAAUCUUUAUUGGACGGAUUCUGUCAUGGAGAACAUUGAGGUGUCCACUCUCGAUGGCCACUUCCGCAAAGUCCUCCUCUCUAAGAAUGUAACCAGCCCCCGUGGACUAGUUCUGGACCCUCGCAACUACACUAAUCUGAUGUUCUGGUCAGACUGGGGUCAGAACCCCAGGAUCGAGCGCGCCUACAUGGAUGGAACAUUAAGACAAAUCAUUGUCAGCACUAAGCUCUACUGGCCCAAUGGUCUGGCCCUGGACUACACCACACGCAGGGUCUACUUUGCUGAUGCCUACCUCAAAUAUAUUGACUACUGUGACUAUGAUGGCAAGAACCGCCAUCAGGUCAUGGCAAGUGACAUGGUUCUCCAGCACCCACAUGGCAUGACCAUCUUUGAGGACAGCAUCUACUGGUCUGAGCGUUACACCAGUAAAGUGAUGAGAACGAACAAAUUUCACGGUGGUAACAUCACCACUCUGAUGAACAACGUCUACCAACCCAUGGGCAUCGUUAUGGACCAUCCCAUCAAACAACCUAUGGCCAUCAACCCAUGCAGAGAGCACCUGUGCACUCAGCUGUGCCUGCUGUCAGGCCUGAGACCCAGGUACUACACCUGCCACUGUCAGUCUGGCUGGAAGCUGGAUGCCGACAAACGCACCUGUGUCAAAGAUGACGCUCCCUUCCUGAUGGUGGUGAGAGAUUCGGUGAUUUUUGGCAUUCCUCUCGACCCCGCCGACCCUUCAAACAACGCAAUGACCCCCGUGUCUGGCAUCAGCCAGGGACGUGACAUUGACUUUGAUGACCAGGAGCAGUUUGUCUAUUGGGUGCAGGGCACUGGUUCUAUAUGGCGGGUGAAAACCAGUGGUACCAACAGGUCAGAGUUCGCUCCGGCUGCCUUCAUGGGAUCACCCUCUGGACUUGCUUUUGAUUGGAUAAGCCGGAUAAUGUACUACACCAAUCCUAGUGCAAAAACCAUAGAGGUGAUCCGCGUCGAUGGGAAACAACACUACAGGAAGACCCUCAUCACCUCCACUGGCAAACCAGAGGGAGUGGGAGAAGCCAUGGGAAUAGCUGUGGAUCCAGUAGGAGGGAAGUUGUUUUGGACAGACAAGGGCUCAGACAGUGGAGUCCCUCCAAAGGUUGGCAGCGCUGACAUGGAUGGGGGAAACCUCCGGAACCUCUUCACGGGCAACAUGGCCAACAUAGGAUUCCUCACAGCAGACCUAUCUGCUCGUAAACUGUACUGGGGUGUAGCAGGCUCAGGAGUGAUUGAAAGUGGCACCAUGGAUGGAGUAAGUCGGGUGAGGGUGGUCAGUAGUCUGUCUCAUCCGUGGGGGCUGACAAUUUACCAGAACCACCUCUACUACACCGACCUGGACUAUGAGGUCAUCGAGAGGGUGGACAAGGACACCGGAGCCAACAUGGUGGUGAUGAGGAGCGGCAUGUCUGGUCUGCGUGCUCUCAAAGUGCACGCCAGAGACAACUCAGCAGGGACGGCAAAUGCCUGCAGUUCCAACAAUGGCGGCUGUCCUCACCUCUGUCUGCCCAAACCAAACAAUCAGAAGACCUGUGCCUGCACCACAGGAUUUAACCCCUCUCAGGAUGGCACCCGCUGUGAACAGUAUGAAUCCUUCGCCGUCAUCUCCACCCCCAAGUACAUCCGUGGUUUCCACAUAAACAGCUCAGAUCACUCGGAGGCUAUGGUGCCUGUUGGUGGACCUUCCUACUCCAUUAAGGGGAAGCUGGACCUCCAUAUUGAAUCUGGCUUUGUGUACUGGACCGAUAACACCACGUCCACAUCCUACAGGGGCAUCUUCAGGGCCAAAACAGACGGUGGAGAUUACAGUGAUGUCAUCAAUUCAGGCAUUGGAAGAGGUGGCAUCCAAGGCCUUGCUGUAGACUGGGUUGCAGGUAAUUUAUACUUCACCAAUGCCUUUGACAGCGAGACCUUCCUGGAAGUGUUGGCCAUCAACACCACCUACCGAAUGAUUCUACUUAAGUCCUCUGAGGACCGGCCCCGUGAUGUGGCCGUCAGCCCCAAGCUACGCUACCUCUUCUGGACUGAUGGCGGCCAAACACCCAAGAUUGAACGCGCUCUCUUGGAUGGCACUAACCGCACAGUGUUGGCAUCAGAGAGCAUUGCUUCACCUCGCGGCUUGACUGUGGAUUACACUAAUGACUUCCUCUAUUGGACCGAUGAUGUUCUUGAUAUGAUCUCCCGUAUGGCCGUAGACGGCACUCAGAGGCAGAUCGUCAGGUAUGGGAGUCGGUAUCCGUCUCCAACAGGAAUGGCUAUAUUGGGGAACUACAUGUUAUGGGUGGAUAACAAGCUUGGGAAGCUCUUCCAAGCCAGCAAAGACCCAGCCAAUACCAACCAACCAGAGGUAAUUCGAGACAAUCUUGAUGGGGCGAUGGACGUCACCAUCUUUGAUGCUCAUGUCCAGCCCACAUCUGCAAACCAGGUGGGCUUUCACCCAUGCCAAGAAGAUAACGGACGCUGCCAGCAGCUCUGCUUCGCCAUCGCUGGCCAGGAGAAACCGAAAUGUGGUUGCGCACAUGGGUCGCUCCUUAGUAAUGGGGUAACAUGUGGUUAUGGACUAGACGAGUUUCUGGUUUUCACCACAGACUACACACUGAGCAGCCUUAGGCUGGACCCUGCAGACCACAGCACUCCCCUCCCAUCAGUGAACUUAGGGUACAACAUGAUGGGUUUGGAUUAUGACUUCAAGGAGAAGCGGAUUUUCUUCUGCCAGUACAUGGGGAUUGGUCGAAGCAGGAUUGCCUACAUCAGUACAACCUCUCCCACCAGCCCCCCUGUCAAUAUAGCUACAAAUUUAGAUGAUCCAGAGGGACUGGCAUAUGAUUGGGUCAAUGAACGUCUCUAUUUCACUGACUACUAUAGAGACAAUGUCCAGUCCAUCGGGUUGAAUGGGAUGAAUCGCUCCAUUAUCGCCCAAGCAAACAGCCCCAGAGGCAUUGUUGUCGACCCCUGCUACGGUUACCUCUACUGGACUGACUGGGGUUUUCCGGCAAAGAUCGAGAGGGCAACACUGGGAGGAAACUUUCGCGUUGCUAUUAUUAACAGCAGCCUGUCAACACCCAAUGCUCUUUCUCUGGAUUACAAAGAAAGAAUGCUCUACUGGGCUGAUGCAUCAUUAGACAAGAUAGAACGAGCUUCUCUGACCGGACAAAAUCGACAGGUGAUUGUGCAGGGUGUCAUGUACCCAUUUGCCAUGACAGUCUUUCAGCAGGACAUUUUCUGGACUGACUGGACUGAGAGAGGCAUCUUCCGGGCCGGGAAGGACGAUGGCUCUGGCUUUGCGGUGUUAGCCCAGGAUAUGCAGUACCGACCAAACGACAUCCAUGUUUACUCUGGGUCCAAUCAAGAGAGCUGUACCAGCUCCUGUCAGCAGUUCAAUGGCGGCUGUAGUCAUGUCUGUGUUUCAGGUCCAGUGGGCCCAGAGUGCCAGUGUCCUCAUGAGGGAAAGUGGUACCUGGCCAACAACGGCAAAGACUGCAUUCAGGACACAGGAUCACGGUGUCAGCCAGAACAGUUUACCUGUCUCAAUGGUAACUGCAUCUCAGGAAGCUGGAAGUGUGAUGGCCACAGUGACUGCUACGAUAACUCUGAUGAGCUGGAGCGAGUGUGUGCCUUCCACACCUGCUCAUCUAUGGACUUCACCUGUGACAACGGUCGGUGUGUGCCGCUCGGCUACGUCUGCGACUAUACAGACGACUGUGGUGACAACAGCGACGAGAGGGGCUGCCCCUUCCCCACCUGUAACCCCACCACUGAGUUCACCUGCGCCAAUGGACGCUGCAUCAGCGCAGCCUUCAUCUGCGACGGCCUCAACGACUGCCUAGACAACGCCACGUCUGAUGAAAUCAACUGCCCUGACAGGACGUGUCCUGCUGGUCAGGUGAAGUGCGACACCACAAACAUCUGCAUCUACCCUGAAAACCGGUGUGACGGCAACAACAACUGUGGAGACAACAGCGACGAGAAUCCUCUCUUCUGCGCGAGCCGCACAUGCUCUCCAGACGAGUUCCUCUGUGACAGAGGGAAGUGUAUCCCCGGGGAUUGGGUGUGUGACACAAUCAGAGACUGCAAUGAUGGGACAGACGAACCUUUGUCCUGCAAGGACCAGAUCAAGACAUGCAGUCCCAGCCAGUUCACAUGCACCAAUGGAAACUGCAUUCCCCAGUCACUGGUCUGCGAUGGCAACAAUGACUGCUGGGACAACAGUGACGAGGCUCCUGAACUACAGUGUGGACAACGUACCUGCAGUUCCAGCCAGUUCACCUGCCCGACCUGGUACCCUGGCCAGCCACGCUGUGUCUCGCUGAACUUUGUGUGUGACGGGGAGAGAGACUGCGCCGAUGCUGCAGAUGAACUCCAGAACUGCCCCAACCGGACCUGCCAUAUGGAUGAGUUUGCCUGUUCCAACGGACUCUGCGUCCUUCUUCAUUACCGCUGCGACCGUGUGAAUGACUGCGGUGAUGGCAGCGACGAGUUGGGCUGCGUUUACGACACGUGCAGCAGCAGCCAGUUCACCUGCGGCAACGGAGCCUGCGUCCCCUCCACGUUCACCUGCGAUGGGGAAAACGACUGCACGGACGGCUCCGACGAGGCGGACAGUCUGUGCACUACGCCCCAUCCCACCUGUGCCCCCCAGCAGUACAUGUGCAAGUCGGGCGAGUGCAUCGACAACAGCAAGGUGUGCAACGGACAGAAGGACUGCCAGGACAACAGUGACGAAAAAGGCUGCGGAAUCAAUGAGUGCAGCAACCCUUCCGUCCACAGGUGUGCGCAGAUCUGCACCGACACCCUGACCAGUUACUACUGCUCUUGCCAUCCUGGCUUCCAACUCAUGCCGGACGGCAAAGCGUGCGAGGACCUCAACGAGUGUCUGAGCACACCUGCUGUCUGCAGCCAGAUCUGCGAGAAUGCCGUCGGCUCGUACCACUGUAAAUGUGCCCCAGGAUACGUCAGGGAAGCGGACGGUCGCACCUGUCGCCAGAACAGCGGCAUCGCGCCAUACCUGUUGUACAGCAAUCGCUACUACAUCCGCAACUUGACCACAGACGGGUCACAUCUGAGUAUCGUCCUGCAGGGGCUGUCUAAUGCGGUGGCACUGGAGUUCGAUCACUAUGAGCAGAGGCUUUACUGGUUGGAUGCCGGCACAGGGAAGAUUGAAAGGAUGCGCUUUGACGGGACUGAGAGGGAGACGGUGGCAGAUGAAGACAUGAGAGGAGUCGAGGGCCUGGCACUGGAUUGGGUGGGCAGGAAGUUGUACUGGGUGGAUGGUUAUUAUGGCUCAGUGCAUGUGAUGGAGCUGGAUGGGCGCUACCAGAAGAGACUGCUGUCGGGGCAGUUCACAGUUGGAAAUAACACCUACAUUAUUAGCAGACCUCGCGCUGUCGCUGUCAACCCUAAAUUUGGUUGGCUAUACUGGACUGACUGGGCUGAUGAAGCAUACAUUGGCAGAGUUGGCAUGGAUGGAAGCAACGUCAGCGCCAUCAUCACCACCAAGCUCGAGUGGCCAAAUGCUUUGACCAUAGACUACACCACCAACAAGAUCUUCUUUGCUGACUCCCACCUUAACUUCAUGGACUUUGCAGACAUGGACGGUCAGAACCGACAGCGGGCCAUUGCUGGGACUCUUCCUCAUGUUUUUGCUGUCUCCCUCUUUGAGGACUGGCUCUACUGGACCGACUGGAACACGCACACUGUCGAGAAAGCCCACAAGUACACCGGCGAGCAGCGCACCAUCAUGGGGAACAACACACAUCGACCAUAUGACAUUCAUGUCUACCACCCCUACAGGCAGCCUCGAAGUGAAAACCCCUGCUCCUCCCACCACCUGACCUGCAGCCACCUGUGUCUGAUCACAUCUGGUGGCCAACAAGCUUCCUGCAGCUGUCCCGAUCACUUCAUCCCCCUGGCUGUGGGCUUCAAGAUUCAGUGCGUCGCUGACUGCUCCAGCACCCAGUUCCGCUGUGGGGACAACGAGAGGUGUGUUCCAAUAUGGUGGAAGUGUGAUGGACAGUCAGAUUGUGGCGACGGCUCAGAUGAACCUCAGACAUGUCCUCCUCGUCACUGCCCCAUUGGCCAGUUCCAGUGUAAGGAUGGUAACUGCACGUACCCCGGCUUCCUCUGCGACGGCCACUCAGACUGUGCUGACGGCUCAGACGAGGACGCCGCACUCUGCAGUAACCACCGCUGUCAGGAAAACCAGUUCCAGUGUAAAAACAAACACUGCAUCCCUGUGUCCUGGCACUGCGAUGGAGCGAAGGACUGUUCCGACGGCAGUGACGAGGACUCAGAGACUUGUGCCCAGAGAACCUGUGCACCGGGGCAGUUCCAAUGUGCCAACGGGCGCUGCCUGCCAUCGAGCUACGUGUGUGACGUCCAGGAUGACUGUGGCGACGGAUCUGAUGAACCGUAUGAUACCUGCAUGGGCCCAGGCUACAAGUGUGACCCAGACACCGAGUUCUCCUGCAAGACAAACUACCGCUGUGUUCCUCAGUGGGCUCGCUGUGAUGGCGCCAACGACUGCAUCGACAACAGUGAUGAGCAAGGCUGCGAGGCGGUGACAUGUGAUCCUCUGGGAGAUUUCCGAUGCGACAACCACCGCUGUGUGCCCAUUCGCUGGCAGUGCGACGGCAGCAACGACUGCGGUGACGGCUCAGAUGAGAGGAACUGUCAGCCGAGGCCUUGCUCGGAAAGUGAGUUCCGAUGCGACGAUGCGCAGUGCAUCCCUGGAAACUGGGUGUGUGACCAUGACAACGACUGUGGGGACAACUCAGAUGAACGAGACUGUGAGCUGAAAACUUGUCGUCCAGGUUUAUUCCAAUGUGACUCAGGUCACUGCAUCCCCGCUGCCCUGGAGUGUGAUGGCCGUCCAGACUGUCAGGACCUGUCAGACGAGACCAGCUGUCCUACUCGUUACCCAGGAGGCCGCUGGUGUCCGCUCAGCCAGUUCCAGUGUGCCAAUCGUCUGUGUGUGAACCAGGGUUGGGUGUGUGAUGGCACGGACGACUGUGGGGACCGCUCCGACGAACAGCUCAGUUUAUGCUUGAACAUCACCUGUGAGAUGCCGUCCAAGUUCCGCUGUGCCAACGGAUACUGUAUCUACUCCGGCCUUAUGUGCAACCUGAAGGACGACUGUGGAGACGGCAGCGAUGAGGCAGAAGAGCUCUGCCGCGAGCCCACGCUGCCACCUUGCACACUGGAAGAGUUCAAAUGCACCAACGGCGUCUGUGUGCCGCUGCCAUACGUGUGUGACCACAACGACAACUGUGGGGACCGAACGGAUGAGCUGGGCUGCAACUUUGGCGUUGAUCGCAACUGUGAGGAGAAGCUGUGCCAGCACGAGUGCACCAACCUGAACGGCACCGGUUUCAUCUGCUCCUGCAGGAAGGGGUACAGAGUGGACCCAGACAACACCUACAACUGCUUAGACAUCGACGAGUGUGACGUGUAUGGCACCUGUCCUCAGUACUGUAAGAACACCAAAGGCAGCUAUGACUGUGAGUGUGCCCCUGGAUACAGGAAGGUGGGCAACGGCAACAUGUGCGAGGCUGAAGGAGCAACUCCCCUGCUCCUUCUCCCUGAGAACAUUCGUAUCCGGAGGUUCAACCUACAGACGGAGGCCUACCGUGACUUCCUCCAGGAAGAAGAGCAUAUCAUGGGUCUGGACUACGACUGGGACCACAACAACACUGGCUUCAGUAUGGUGUACUUCACUGUGGCCAGUCGGGACUCUGUGCCAGGAGCCAUCAAGAGAGCUUACAUACCGUCAGUGGAUGACGGCAGCAACAAUAUCGGUGCUGCCGUUGACCUCGGCAUCAAGUACAUCACUAGUCCAGGUGGCAUUGCCGUGGACUGGGUGGCCAGAAACCUUUACUGGGCAGACUCCCGCUUGAAGAGGUUAGAGGUGGCCUUGUUGGACGGACGCUACAGGAAGCACCUGGUCUCGACGGACGUAGGUCACCCAUCUGCUGUGGCGGUCAACCCACGACUUGGGAUGUUGUACUGGGCAGACCGAGGGGAAGCAGCCAAGAUUGAGUGUUCUUGGCUGGACGGUCAGGAGAGGAAGGUCCUGGUGGCAGACGGUCUGGGUUGGCCCACCGGCCUGUCCGUUGACUUCACCAAUGGCGAUAGAAUCUACUGGUCCGACUCCAAGGAAAGUCGCAUCGAGUCUGUUCUGCCUUCAGGAGACGAUCGAAGAACUGCGGUUUACAUCGACGUGAGAAACCCCUUCAGCGUGAGCGUGUUCGAGGACCACGUUUACUGGAGCACUCAGGAGAAAGGCGAGGUGUUCCGCCAGGAAAAGUUUGGCCGUGGAGCAAAGACCAAGCUCCUGACUGCCGGGCCCUGGCUCACUCAGGUGUCUGUGUACCAGCAGCAGAAAUACAACUCCAUAGGCAUGAAGAAUCCUUGUAAAGGAACUUGUAGCCAUCUGUGUUUGUUGCGCCCGGGAGGUUACACCUGCGCCUGCCCCAAGGGCAUCAGCUUCACCCCUGGCAGUAACACUGACUGUGAUGCUGGAUUCAUUCCACCGCCUACUAUGCCACCGCCAUGUCAGUGUCAAAAUGGAGGCACGUGCUACUUUGAUGACGACAAAGCUCUCUGCAGAUGUCCUCCAGAAUGGACGGGAGACUACUGCGAGACAAACAUAUACACCGCGGUCGCAUCCUCAAUUGGAAUAGCAAUCGGCGUGACAGUAGUGGUCGUGGUGAUUCUGAUGGUUCUGGUCUACGCUGCCAGGAAGAAAUCAAACCUGCUGGAGACGGUGCGGGGCAACCUGCCCUCCAUGCCUAAAAUGCCCAGCAUGCCAUCGUUCCCCACCAUGGCAAACUUCAGGACGCGAAAUGGCCCAAGACCAGAAAACGGUGAAACGAGACUGAAUUCAGAACCGGUCCCCUCUCUGUCUGUUUCCAUGGUGGACGAGGACGACAAUAAUUUUGAGAACCCGGCGUAUGAAGCUGGAGAUCAACUCACUGUCAGCCGCGUGGUGCCGGUCACGUCUGCUCCUGGUGGAAUAAACAAGGAGAACAUUGAUAAUCCUUUGUACGCAGAAGACGUUCAGGCCAGGAGCGCUGCAGAGGAACCUGCUCCUACCAAAAAGGAGGCUUUUGAGAACCCGGCAUAUGACUCGGAGACAGAAGACGCUGACGUCCCUUCUGCACAACCGGCUGCAGCAGGCAUACAGUUUGGAGCGAGUGGGGAUGACAGUUUUGUGGCUUUCAGAAAUCCUGCGUAUACGGAAUACUCACAAGCGCCUGCUGCUGAUUCUGACGUCUAGGAUUAGACCGCACCACAUGUCAAGUCUGACACCUCACUCUUGAAAUAACUGCACGGUUCAACAGACUGAAAAUGUCACAUGCUGGACAACCAGGAACAAAUCAACCCCAAUAGUUUGUACAAGAAAAUUACUUUGUGUGUCACAUCGUAAACGCAUUGCUUUAAUUUUAGUGUCGCUGUUUGUGUAAAAAAGAAAGAUGUUAUUCUAGAGGAUUUAAUGUAACUAAUUUGUUUAAUGAUGGAAUGAAUGAAUAAAAACGUGUUUUUUAUGAUUA
Messenger RNA from Solea solea (common sole), 14185 nucleotides. RefSeq names its product low density lipoprotein receptor-related protein 2b (gene lrp2b). Bases 61 to 13911 code for a protein of 4616 amino acids. The record is from RefSeq and is a predicted model, not a curated record. The transcript has 81 exons. Gene Ontology annotation, molecular function: protein binding; calcium ion binding. Lineage: Eukaryota; Metazoa; Chordata; Actinopteri; Pleuronectiformes; Soleidae.